Molecule: messenger RNA, 1371 nt
Organism: Podospora anserina S mat+
Lineage: Eukaryota; Fungi; Ascomycota; Sordariomycetes; Sordariales; Podosporaceae
Exons: 1
Coding region: 1-1371 (456 amino acids)
Biological process (GO): TORC2 signaling
Cellular component (GO): TORC2 complex
Source: RefSeq, a predicted model, not a curated record
AUGCAGCCAUCCAGAUCCACAGGGAGCCCAGGGAGCUUCUCACCCCUUCCUGGGGGGUCCAGUCCCGACCUGCCACGACCGAGACCACCACCACCAUCACGACGGCAAGAGUCGGCGACGUCGACGUCCACAGCCGACGACCUGAACAUACCCAAGGCCCGCGCCGCCGCCGCGCCGUCGCCCACGCCCAUCUACACCAGCUUCACCAACAACAGCAGCACCACCAGCCUACAAAACUUCUCACGACCUACCCUAUCCACCGCCGCCGCCGCCGCCGCCGCCGCCCGGUCCUACUCUCCCGCCACCGCAGAGACAAUAUCACGAAACGGGCCCUCACCCUUGACACUCCCGCCCUCGUCGUCGGCAACAUCCCCAGCAGCAUCAUCCACCUUCUCGUCAAGGGUCGUCUCCCACGCGCGCAAGAACUCGCAGAAUGCGGGCAUGUUUGAGCCUACUCUACCUUCAACCAGCACCUCGAACCUCUCCCAAGUCGUCGUCGGCUUGCAUCACCAGCCCUCUCCCAAAAUAAGCCCGACGCCUCCUCACAGGGAAAUGUCAGCGAGCCAAAUCGCCGCCCAAGCGGCAGUGAUGAGCCACCAGCAAAACCAGCAACAACAACAACAACAACAACAACAACAAAGAAACCAAUCCCCCCACAACAACCGCCAACGAUCAUCCACCCUACCAAUGCCAAACUCAUCAGAAACAGAACCACCACCCCCCCCAGCCAAAAGAGUAAGCGGCGGACCGACAACAAUGAACCCCCCACCACCACCACCAGUCCUCAGCCUCACCGAAGCGAGCGGUCCGAGAGAAAACGCCUUUGGGGGGCAGACAUAUCACAACGGGUUACUAGGAAAUCACACGCUCGCCGCAACAGCAGCAGCCAACCUCGUCUUUCCCCGAUCGGCGCAAACCUCCCCGGGUCUACAACAAUCCAGCAUGCCUCCUCCCCCUCCCCCAGCGAGCGAGAAACCCCCCAAGCCGGAAAAAUCCAAAGUCCCCAAACUCUUCUCCCGCCCCGUCAAAAUCGGCAGCAGCAAAAGCAGCUCCGACGUGAAGGAGAAGCCGCUGCCCAGUCCAGGCAAGGGGGGUCUGCCCCAUCCGUUUGCGGGGUUGCAGAGAGGAAACUUUAGCACCACGAGUCUGGAGUCGAUGACGACGACGACGACGACGACGACGACGGGGGGGCAGAAGCAGGGGGGUGGGGGGUUGUACAGUCUGUCCAAUUCGAGUGUGGCAACGAUACGUCCUGCUGGUGAGGAGGGGAGCAAGGAAAAGGAAAAGGAGAAGAGGCACCAUUUCUUGUCGAGGCAGAAAAACAAGUUGAAGGAUGGAGUACCAUUUGCCGUUGAGCUCGGCGAUUAUUAA